Messenger RNA from Mytilinidion resinicola, 1134 nucleotides. RefSeq lists its product as uncharacterized. The coding region runs from base 1 to 1134 and encodes 377 amino acids. NCBI's taxonomy places the organism in Eukaryota, Fungi, Ascomycota, Dothideomycetes, Mytilinidiales, Mytilinidiaceae. The record is from RefSeq and is a predicted model, not a curated record. The transcript is spliced from 3 exons.
AUGUCCACAGCGUCGCACGGACACCAGACAAUCGAAUCCGAUGCCAACGGCGGUGUCAACAACGAAACUGACGGCGAAGCCACGAUUGGCAGAGGUCAUGAUGAGGAUGGCGAUGGCUACGACGAUGACGAGGAUCACACGGGUACCGAAUCCUUAGCCGGCUAUAGACCAGGACCUUACUACCAUGGUCUCUGCAUGAAAAAGUUCAAGAGUCCAUCCGCGGUUCGACACCAUCACUACGGCACGGGAAACCUAAGUGGCGGAUGCUGGGUGAAGUACGGGCGUCUUCCUCGGCGUUUCUGGAACGACCAUGAGAGCUGUUGGAAAGAUGGAAAGAGAGAAUAUUCCAAUAACUCUGACCCCAACGCUCGCUAUGAAUUCGAAGAUUUCCCGAACCUGCCGAAGUUCACUAUGGCCGACUUCAACGUGCUCGACCAAAUCAAAAAGUUUGGGGAGGAGGAAGACGCAUUACUGGAUCCGGCAACGAAGUCUCUCGAUUGGUUCAACUACAAGUACGCGCGGAAUGGAGGCCCUCUGAACAAUUUCUUCGAGCUUGUCACCGAUACGUUCAUGACGCAACUGGCACAAGACAAUGACGAUACCCAAAAACUAUCCCAAGAGCUAUCCCAGAUGCUUCGAGCCCGGAUUACGGAUCCUUUAGUUCUAGCUCGGAUGGCUGCUGCGACAGGUCUGGAAGAAACUGUGGUAGUGGUAAUGCAAACCUGGGAGGGUCUGAUUAGGAGUCUCAGGGACAAGGGCGACAUUCCCGCCGUGCUCAUGGAGAUGACACGACUGAGCAUGUUCGUGGGUAGGUUCAGAGGGAUGGAGGGUAAAAUCAAAGCGGAUGCACUGAUCAAUGAGCACUGGCAAUCCCUCACCAACCUCGACGGCACCAAAGAAAGUGAAGCGGAAGACGAGGAUGGUACAGCGACGGUGGCACAGCCAAGAUCAACAACAGAAGCUGAGCCUUCUAGACCACCCAAACGCCGCCCAGGAGCGGCUCAAGCUGCCGUACCUCCCCCCAAAAAGCGAACCCAACCGACUAGAACCUCAGCGGCCAAGACGCUGCCCGCCCGCAACGAACCCGUCACACGCUCUCAAAAGGCCAACGGAACGUACGGAGCCAGGAAUUGA